Phalacrocorax carbo (great cormorant) is the source of this 1402-nucleotide messenger RNA. NCBI's taxonomy places the organism in Eukaryota, Metazoa, Chordata, Aves, Suliformes, Phalacrocoracidae. The record is from RefSeq and is a predicted model, not a curated record.
GGCUGGGGAAGGUUUGGGGUUAGAGGUUGGCUUCACACAAAGGAGCAAGCGGCUGGAAGACGGUACGACGCUGAGAGCCAAUCAUCGCGGCAGCCCAGCGAUAAAAGGGCUUGCGAGGCGGCCGUGGGAGCUCGCAGGAAACCGCUCCCGCUCCCACAGCCCUGGCCUCUGCAGCGGGGAGAAAGGGAGCGAGAACACCCUACCAUCAGGGACGGCCAGACAGACCCACUGCCGGACAGACCCACCCUGCCGGGGUGAAACCCUCCUGCUCGGCAUCGCCGUGAGGAGCCCAGGCAUAUGGUGUUGCAAGAGGUCUGUCUUAGACACCUCCCCAGGGAACACCGGCCCACAAACUUCAAGCUCAGGAUUAAAUAGACGGAGGAGGGGAAGGAACCAUGUUCCAGGCCACGGAACCCGCCAGCCCACCCCCAACUCACGAGGCAAAGAACAGCUCAGGAGGCAGCACGGUGCAGCGCUCCAAGUCCUUCAGCCUGAAGGCACAAGUGAAGGAGGUGUGCACUGCCUGCCAGAAAACCGUCUAUCCCAUGGAGCGGCUGGUGGCGGAUAAAUUCGUCUUCCACAACGCCUGCUUCUGCUGCAAGCACUGCCACACCAAGCUCAGCCUGGGCAGCUACGCGGCGCUCCACGGGGAAUUCUACUGCAAGCCCCACUUCCAGCAGCUCUUCAAGAGUAAAGGCAACUACGACGAGGGCUUUGGGCGCAAGCAGCACAAGGAGCUGUGGGUGCACAAGGAGGUGGAGAGCGUGACCAAGUCGGCAUGAGCGGGGCCAGCCCACCCUUCCCUGGAGCCCAGCAGAGACGGCACGGAGCAGUGCUGAGCCAGGGGCUAACUGAGCUGAUGUAAAGCAAAGGGGACCCAAGGGCCUGUGGGCGGUAAGGGAAGGGAGGCAGCCCAGCCCUCUUUGGAGGAUGCUCAGAGGGGUCCUACAGGCCAUAAGGGCAGGGCACAGGGGACCGGGGUGCAGCCCCCAGACCUUAAGCCCUCUCCCUGCAGGCCCCUCUCGUUCAUGAGAUCAGACCAGAAUCACUUGCCCCAUGGGAACCCCAGCCGUGUUCAUACGUUUCAGGCCUGCCACCAUGGAAAAGGAGAUGAUCUGGGGGUUUAACCCAGCCUUUAAGUCACAGCAGAGCUCCCAGCUCCUGUCACACCAAUCCUGCCUUGCUGGGGCUCUGAAUAAGGAGGGUCCUUGGUUUACAUCAGCUCAGUUCAGCUGGGAUUGUUCAGCCUUAAGGAUGUUGCCCUGCGACUGUUUGACAGUGUCUCUUUUUUAUAUUUGCCUUUGAUUGGUACGUUCUGCGCUGGAGCCUGGCACGGCAGCUUCACGUGUGACGCUGCUCCACGCGCUCUUUUAUUUUUUUAAUACAAGGUUUCUGAGCCUUC